This is a messenger RNA of Vigna umbellata (rice bean), 1867 nucleotides long. Its product is annotated as Cytochrome P450 superfamily protein. NCBI's taxonomy places the organism in Eukaryota, Viridiplantae, Streptophyta, Magnoliopsida, Fabales, Fabaceae. Gene Ontology annotation, molecular function: iron ion binding; heme binding; monooxygenase activity. The record is from RefSeq and is a predicted model, not a curated record. Gene Ontology annotation, biological process: multicellular organism development; brassinosteroid homeostasis; sterol metabolic process.
UCUAAUUUGAAAGCAUCACAAGACACACCUUCUUCCCUUUCCUCAAUGUUUCUAUGCUCUAAGGAACACACAGCAAGUUCUUGAAUGCUACAUAUUACUUCAUCAGCAGAGUUAUAAGUUUUCUCUGCCAGGUUGAGGUGUGAUUUCUUUUUCUCUGCAUCUUAUUUCAUGGAGAAAAUGAGAGAGAAUAUUUCAGAAACUUGGCUAGUUUUGAUCUCAGUGAUAUUGGUCACGGCCAUAUUUGCAAAAAUAAUUCUAUUCAAGUUAGGGAAGGAAGAUAAAAGAAAAUGCAGAUUACCACCAGGAAGGAGAGGGUGGCCUUUGAUUGGAGACAGCAUCAAUUGGUACAAUGCUGUUGCAAGUUCUCAUCCUCCUCAGUUUGUUGAAGAAAUGGUGAAGAGGUAUGGUAAGAUAUUUUCAUGCAGCCUAUUUGGCAAAUGGGCAGUGGUGUCAGCAGAUCCAAGCUUCAACCGCUUUGUAAUGCAGAAUGAAGGAAGAUUAUUCAUUUCCAGCUACCCAAAAUCUUUCAGAGAUUUGGUCGGAAAAAAUGGUGUGAUCACAGUGCAAGGAGAGCAACAAAGGAAGCUACAUGGAAUUGCCUCCAAUAUGAUGCGUCUGGAGAAGCUUAAGUUCCACUUCUUGAAUGAUAUCCAAAAGGUCAUGGUCCAAACUUUGGGCAAUUUUAACAACAACCAAGUCAUUCUUCUCCAAGAUGUUUGUAGGAAAGUGGCUAUACAUUUAAUGGUUAAUCAACUAUUGGGGGUUUCAAGUGAGUCUCAAGUCAAUGAAAUGGCUCAGUUGUUUUCUGACUUUGUUGAUGGUUGUUUAUCCAUUCCAAUCAACAUCCCUGGAUAUGCAUACCACACUGCUAUGAAGGCAAGGGAGAAUAUCAUAAGCAAGAUAAACAAGAUCAUUGAGGAACACAGACAAAAGGGUGCUCCAAUGGAAGGCAGUGGUGUACUUGGAAGAUUGCUAGAGGAAGAAAGCUUGCCAGAUGAUGCUGUUGCGGACUUCAUUAUCAAUCUUCUCUUUGCCGGAAAUGAAACAACAACCAAAACAAUGCUCUUUGCAGUCUAUUUCCUUACUCAAUGUCCAAGAGCCAUGAAGCAGUUGCUGGAUGAACAUGGUUCACUGAGGAGUCAUUCUGGAGAUGAAUUGCUCACAUGGCAGGACUACAAAGCAAUGUCAUUCACUCAAUGCGUCAUUGAUGAAACACUGAGACUUGGGGGCAUUGCAAUUUGGUUAAUGAGAGAAGCAAAAGAAGAUGUUCAAUACCAAGAUUUCAUUAUUCCCAAAGGGUGCUUUGUGGUUCCAUUUCUUUCAGCAGUCCAUUUAGAUGAGAAAAUAUACAGUGGAGCUCUAGACUUCAAUCCUUGGAGAUGGAUGGAACAUGAAAAUGAGGAAAAGAGAAACUGGAGAAGUAGUUCAUUCUAUGCACCAUUUGGUGGAGGUGCCAGAUUCUGUCCAGGAGCAGAGCUGGCACGCCUUCAAAUUGCUCUUUUUCUUCAUUACUUUGUUACUACAUACAGAUGGACACAGAUGAAGGAAGAUAGGAUGUCCUUCUUUCCCUCUGCUCGUUUGGUGAAUGGUUUUGAAAUCUGUCUAACAAGAAGACAGGAUGAGACAGAUUAAAAGAUGCACAAAGUUCACCUCAAAAUCAACCCUAGUUCUUCACUAAUUUUCAGUAAUUGUUUUCUCUGGCUAUUGUUUUUGCUGAGUUCUUUCUCAGUUCUCCAACAACAGUAUGUUUCAGAGUUCAAAUUCUGCAGUCACUUGCCAUGUAUAAAAUAUGAAUGUAAAAUUAUAUUUUUAUAUUGUAACAUGUACAUUACUCCUAAAAGGUUGUAUAGCAUACACCAAUUCAGUU